UGAAGGAUUUCUUUUUGCUUGAUUUCGGUUAUGUGUUAUUUUUUCCCUGACAGAUUCUGCUCUUGAAAAGCAGUGCAGCGGUGGGGAUAGGCAACCAGAAACACAACACAACCACAAAGUCAACGGCAGAACAACACAAUUGACAGCUCAUUUUCGACAUUUUACCUGGCGAACCGUCAAUGUGCUGUCAAUUAUUGUUAAUUUAUGUCAAAAUUGGUGGAAUUUGCAAAAUAUUGAAAAUGUUUACGUGAAAAAGGUUUUGUUUUGAUUUUAUUUUAACCGUCGCUGGAUAUACCGACGAAAAGCCAAUUUAACAAAUGUGAAGUGUGUGAAAAUACUCUUUUUGGUAUUACCCAAUAAACAUGCUUCAGUUUUCUGAUUCUGAUUCAGAUUCUGAUAAAGGUAUACGCUAUAAGACAGAUAGCACCAGAAAUAAAAUAAAAAAUGGCUUAACCACAUCAAGCGGUACAGAUCAUCGAGAUUUUAGAACUAAGAGGCAUGAAAGCCACAGAAGACCUAUUGCAGAGGAGAGAUUCAAGAGACAGAGUAGGAGUAGUUCUAGAGAUGGCAAGCAUAGGCAUAAAAGUAAAAGAGAAAAGAGGUCAAGUACAAGAGACAGAAGCCCAAAAUCAGGGGGUAGUAUGAAAAGUGAUUCAUCUGUGUCUGCAAGGUAUAAAGAUGCUAAAACUACAAGGAGUCAAAAAGAAAGGUCACCUAGCAAGAGAAAGACAAACGAAUCUUAUACAAGCUCUAGUUUAGAUUCAAGAAAAUCGAGCAACAACCGGAUCUCAUGUACAAAUGAUGUAUCUGAUGAAAAAGGUCUAGAAAUGUCUAAAGAAGUAACAGGUAAAAAGGAGUCAAACGAUGUAAUAAAGGAAACAUAUACAACAUAUGAAGAUAACUUGUUUGGCCCAAGCUUACCACCUCACUUAAGAAUAGAUACAAGCCCCAAUUUCGAGCAAAAUAAGUCGAGUACUUUUGGGCAAAGCUUGGCUUCAUCAUCAGAAACAACAAAAGCAAGCAUUAUUAAGGAAGACAAAUACACAGACAGGUUAAGUAGAUCAAAUCUUGAACUUAUCUCAACCAAAGACUCGACUAGCAAUAUAGCUGAUUCAACAGAGGAUAUAUGUGGGCCUCUCCUGCCUCCCAAUAUCAAGAAAAAAGAUGUACAAGAGGGGUUAGAAGAAACAACCAAAGGGUUAGAUAGUUCAGUCAAUCAAUUUGGACCUGCAUUGCCCCCCAAACCAAUAUUAAAUAAUUCUAGUGAUCUUUCUGUUUCAAAUGCAGAUGAUUGUACAACAAACAGUGAAAUAAUUGGACCUAUAUUACCUCCACACAUGCAGACCAAGGAAUUACAAGGAAGUGAAGAUCUUUCAGAUGUAAAGGAAAGUAAAAAGAUAGAAAUGCACAUUGCUGGUCCAGCAUUACCUCCCCACUUGCAGAAAAAGCAGGAGUUAGAACCAGUUCAAAAGGUUGAAAUUGUUGGUCCUGCUUUACCUCCACAUCUGCAGAAAGACUCAAAUGAAGGAGUGAAGGUACUUGGGCCCACUCUACCACCACAUCUAAGGCAACAAUUGGAGGCAUCACAGGGUAACACAUGCAAUGAGGAAGAAGUUGAAAGUGAAGACGAUGGCGCAUAUGGACCAUUGCCACCAGGAAUGUCUGUUGGAAGGGCACAUGUGGAGUUGGAAGAAAGAGCCCUUCAAUUGAAAAUAGACCAACUGGGGCCAAAAGAUGAUCAGGAACCAAAGAGAGAGGUAUGGAUGUUAGAAUUACCUGAAGCUAAAGCUGCUAGUUUUGGGCUGGGCCCCAGGCAGUUUAGAGCUCGUGAGGGCCUUGAUAUGUCUGACAGAUCCUCAUGGACUACUACACCAAAAGAUGCAGCAAAAAACGUUCCAGAAGCUAAAGUUGAUCUUAAACAAGAGACGCAGCUGAGACAUAUGAAAGAAAAAGAUAAACAGCAGGAAGAAAUAGUAAAAUCCACAAAACGAACCAAGAAGAGUUUGCUAGAAAUACAUCAGAAGAAGCUCAUGAAAGACAAGAAAUCUGAGGAACCAGCUGAAAGGAGACCCUUUAGUAGAGAUAUUGAUCUACAAGUGAGACGACUAGACGAGGCACAGAAGAAAGCUGUAUUGAAAAGUGCACAGCUAUUGGACGACAAGUUUUCAUCGGGUCAAGCAAGAUAUCUAUAGACACUAAAGAGUAAUAUCGAAGAAGGAAAAUUUUAUAAUCGUACGCAGAUUAUACACAAGCAAGGACACAAAUUAUGUAACAGCUGUGGACAUUACUAGAAACCGAACACAGGACUUGAUUGCUGGAUAACCGUAUGAUAUUAUGUUCAAUUAAUUGAUAUCUUCAGUACUAACAUAAUAGAAAAGGCUGCCAUCACCUAAGUUCCUGACGCCGCGCCGCGGCGGCUUCGAAAACUUGGGUAAAAUUGAGAUUAUUCGCUGAACACCUAGUAUUUUUUUCUAAUAAAAAUAUCAUAGUUUUUGGUUCUGUAAAUAAUAAAAUAAACUGCAAACACAACAUAGUAUGAAACAAAUUAUGUCAUCUAGGUUAGGUACCCAAAACAACUAAUUAUGAAUCAAAAGUAAAAAAUAAGUUUUAAAUUUAACAAGAUCAAGUUAUUUUUAUUUACUAUGAACUUGAGAGAAAGGAAAAUAGGCGUCGCCGUCGGUGACUUUCGAACCCGCAUUUCCUCCAUUCCGUGAGGUCGGCCUAACCAAUUAGUUACAGCACCAGCUGCCAACCAACUUUCAUGAUCGACUGCUAGAGGCAAAUUCCUCGACAAAUUCAAUCCGACUCAUGACAAUUCCUUUAUUCUUUCAAGCUGCUUGAUGCCCCAUCUGACGGCGUUCAAGCGAAACAAACCGGAUUGGUAAUGUAUACCCUAUUUCACGAGUAUCUAUCACGCUUUGACGUCUACUGAGGUGAACAGCUGAUCAGCAAGUGAGAUUUUUGUGUUAGUCUGCAAAUAAUGGAUCGAGUAUAAAUCUAGUAAAUUUGUUUGUGGUGUUUUGUUUUUUCUAUGCAAAUAAACUUUUCUAAAUAAAAGAGCUGUUAGCAAGUACAAAAUGAAUCUGUAGCGUACAAAAAAGCAAAACAAAAUUCGGCUCUGUCUACCUGGCGUUCACGGAUCCGUCAGAAUUAUGUGUCCUGUGUCGAUAUGGGGAAUUUUGAGAUAUUACUAGAUAAUCAGCUGUCAUUCUACCGUGAUGGAUACUCGUGAAAAAGGGUAUAUCUCCUGUCGCUUUCUAGUUGGGAGGUCACUUUUGAAACACUUCUCCCGGUAGGCCUCCGGAGGCACCCUAAACUAAGACAAAUCCGGGGAUCCCGGAGGACAGCCCUAAACAUGGAUAGAAGUCGUACAAUUGAUUUGGUCAACAAAUGUUGAACAAUAAUGCACAAUAUGGUGAAAAUCAAUUUAUUUCUUUUUUGUAAUAAAAUUAUGCGAUUACGACCGCUUUUGGGUAUUUUUCAUAUUCUUAAGCUUAAUGCAUAAGAUAAUUCAAUUUGAGUACCAUGCGCCGAUGUAAUAUUUUUGUGUUACCAUCAUAGAACAUUAGGUUUUGUAAUUAUUAUCAGCAAAUAACCAGGCUUGCCAGCUGGAUCAAACAAAAUUCCCCCAGAACAAACACAAAAAUCCCUCAUAUUUGCAACUGUAUAAAAUGGAAAAUAAUAUAUUUUUCCAACGUAUUUAGACAAACGUAAAACUAUACGCGCAUUCGCUAUCACUUCGCCAUUUGACAUAAGACGAGCAAAUUCGUGCAAAAUCUCAGAGAAGACUAAUAAUCGUCUAGUUCUUUCUCCCAAACAACGCGUGCGAGGCACAGAUAUCAACCGGCCAGUUCACAACUUGUUAUUCUGUGUCUAUGACUGGAUGCAUGUGUACCAACCUACAAUUGCCAUAAAAAUGUAGAGAUGGGUCAGCCUAGAUGUUUUGUGGAGAUGGGUGCGACAUCGGGACAGAAAAAGCUACAGAAACAUAAUAUUGUUAUUUAGUAGUUGAGUUUUUCGUAGUUAAAGAUGAAAUAAAAUACCACAAAAAUACCUAACGAUUUUAUUUCCCCCCGAAAAAUCCCCCAGAACAUUUUAUCCCUAAGGGACGUAAAAUCCCCCAAUAUGGCAACCCUGUAAAUAACCACCAUACAAGGUUAAAUCGCAUAAGGGAUACACGUAGUCGUAUUAAGCCAAUCCUGCCGCCAAGGAGGGCGUAGAGCCUGCCCAGGGUUUACAGUCAUGAUGAUAGUAUCAGAGAUGCUACAUGCGCAAAACCUGAAAUUAGUUUCCUGCACAGAGUGCUUGCGAGAUAGCCCCACCUUCGUCGUCAACACUUGGCUUCACCACCACUCUAUGAGUUCAAUCCCCUUCCUUCGUGGAUCAAAUAUAGGUGAUUCCAUCACUGCUGAAUCCGGUGAACUUAUGGUUGACAGCUAAUGUGAUGACGUCAGCUAACGGUUCAUUUAAAUGAGAAAAUCUUAUCGUUGUUUUAUCGUGUUUGGAUAUUUGUUAAUUUGAGCUGCG
Acanthoscelides obtectus is the source of this 4527-nucleotide messenger RNA. NCBI's taxonomy places the organism in Eukaryota, Metazoa, Arthropoda, Insecta, Coleoptera, Chrysomelidae. The record is from the annotation of a GenBank genome assembly.